Molecule: messenger RNA, 315 nt
Organism: Parnassius mnemosyne (clouded apollo)
Lineage: Eukaryota; Metazoa; Arthropoda; Insecta; Lepidoptera; Papilionidae
Source: the annotation of a GenBank genome assembly
AUGCAUACCCUUCAUAAUGCAUGCAGUUUCACCGUCAGCAAGGAAGGAAUCAAACCGCCUAAUGAAAAAGCAAGAGCAAUCAUCGAUUAUGCGAAACCUAAAACAAUCGAAGAACUAAGGCGUUUUCUUGGGAUGAUUCUUUUUUACAGAGAACACAUACCUAAAGCCGCUGAAAUCCAAGCACCACUUCACACCUACCUUCUCAACAUGAAGAAAAAAGAUAAAACGUCAAUCGCAUGGAAAGAUGAAGCCACGAAGGCAUUUGAAGCUAGUAAAUUUGCGAUCCAAAAUGCAGUUUUGCUCGCUCACCCAUGA